Messenger RNA from Triticum dicoccoides, 1584 nucleotides. Its product is annotated as protein ACCELERATED CELL DEATH 6-like. The record is from RefSeq and is a predicted model, not a curated record. Gene Ontology annotation, cellular component: plasma membrane. The coding region runs from base 1 to 1584 and encodes 527 amino acids. NCBI's taxonomy places the organism in Eukaryota, Viridiplantae, Streptophyta, Magnoliopsida, Poales, Poaceae. Gene Ontology annotation, molecular function: protein binding. The transcript has 2 exons.
AUGGACGCCAAGCCGAAGGUGGCCACUGACGGUGGUGAUGUCAAGAAGUUGAAGGAUCUGCUGAACCAGGAGGAUGCCAUGGCGAUGGUUGUGGUGACGGCGACGAACAAGAAGCCUCCCGGGGAGGACCAACCCCCUGCCGGUAACAUUAUCAACCCCCUACUUCUGGCAUCUGCGCGUGGGGGCUCCUGGGAAGCGCUGAAUCUCCUUCUGGAGAGGGAAGACGCAAAAAAGCCACAAAUGAUGGUUCCUACUCGCAAGUUUCUUCAGUUGAUAGCGAGAAGCAGCAGCGCCCAGGGAAGAAUCCCGGUGUCAGCUGCUGGUGAUGUAGAAGAGGGCGUCGACGACCAGCCUGUAUCUUCGGUUGCAGCUGGAGCACUCCUCAAGGGCCUCACCCCUCAAGGGGAUACUGCACUGCAUGUGGUCGCCAAUGGAGGGGGCCGAAAUUUCUUGAAGUAUGCGGGCAUCAUCUGCAACAGGGACAAGAGAAUCCUGUUUUCCAGGAAUCACAAUGGCGACACACCGUUACAUCGUGCUGCUAGAGCUGGGCGACCCAAAAUGGUUUCUUGUCUCAUUCAUCUAGCUACUCCUGAAGGUGCCGACACGAAGCUCAGGCUUUUGAGAAUGGAAAAUAACCGUCACGAGACGGCCCUGCACCAGGCUGUCCGUUUUCAGUACGGUAGAGGUCUGCGUUAUGAGGAGAAGGAAGCAUUUAUUGGUGCUGCUGACCCCGCCAGAGAAGAAAAGAAUAAGGAAGAUGCUGCCGGUGUAAAGGAAGAAAAGAACAUAGUCAAGCUCCUAAUGGGUGCUGAUUCCGAAUUGGCUAAUUAUCCUGCAGACGGCGUUUCACCCUUGUACCAAGCCAUCUUGCUGGGGAAGAGUACCAUUGCACUGAUUCUAUAUCAUAUGAGUCGUGGCAAUCUCUCCUAUUCCGGAGCAGAUGGACAAAAUGCCUUGCAUGUUGCGGUUCUUCAGGACCCAGUGAUGGUAGAGUUCCUAGUGCAUUGGAACAGAAGCCUUACUACACAAGUGGACAAAGAUGGGAGCACGCCGCUUCACUUUGCUUCAUCGGUGUACUUCCGGACUGGCUCGGAUCUGCGUUUUAUGUUCCUCCGCACUCUCCCUUGGUGUCGUUUUGUGUGGAUUCCCUGGGGAUACAAGAUACACGAUGUAGUAUUCAAUGCGAACCCCGCCGCAUUGUACCAAGCUGACAAGGACGGAUAUUUUCCCAUACAUGUGGCUGCCUCUGUAGGUCUCAAAGAUGUCGUGCAAUUCUUCUAUAAUGAUUACCCAGAUAGUGCCGGAUUGUGUGACGCUAAAGGAAGGACGUUCCUUCAUGUUGCCGUCGACAAGGAAAAUCUGCACAUAGUCUUGUAUGUAUGUCGAACUCCAUCUUUAGCUUGGAUUGUGAAUAUGCAAGACAAUGAUGGGAACACUGCAUUGCACUUGGCUAUCGAGGCUCGGAAUUUUAAGAUGUUUUGUGCUCUAUUUGGGUCUCCGUGGGUGGAUCUGAAUCUGAUAAAUAACCAAGGGGAAACUCUCCGUGAUCUAGCCGGAAGUAAGGUUCCACACGGAAUUAUAUAG